CAAGUCUUCCCGCACGAAAUGGCCACGAGAAAGGCGGCCGACCACACGCUCUACCACCUCUCGCCGAAAGGCUUUUGGAAGAAAUUCCGCGAUGCGGUCGUGGUGAACCCGGAGAUCUCGAGCGGCUUGCCCAUCCAGGGAGUGAAUCGCUGGCCGCCCCCGGCCUCGCGCCCGGAGCGCUACAACACGCCGGCGACGAAGGCGUCCGACAUCGCGCAGAACCCGUACUGGAAGCGUGACGUGCGCCGGGCGUACCCGCGCCUCUCCGCGGUCACUCAGACCGAGCUCUCUACGCUCCUCCUCGAGCACUCGUCCGCGCAGCAAAUCCCCGCCCCCACCGACGCCGACCCGAACGCCAAGAUGAUCGUCGCCGUGCCGCAGGAGCCCAAGGAGCUCACCGAGACCAUCGCCUCCGUCGUCGCGAAGGGCAAGCUGUUCUCGGCCGCGAAGCUGCCGCCUUCGAUGGCGACCCCGUACAAGAAGUGGUUGCCGACCGCCGGAGAGUCACUUCCGGGCGAUCCGCAUGCGUACUUCCCUAUGCACCUCGUCAAGUAGUGUGCUGCGCGUCAAGUAGACCUGUUGCCGUGCGAGGUAGAGCUUGGAAUGUAGACGCGACCGACCUUUUUCUGUGCUUGAGUCCUUGAUGUCGACUGUUUCUCCGGGGUUAGUCCGUGCGUGUUUGGAGGAUAGCCCAAGGAUAGCCUGGUCAUUCCGAUGAAGAUGGAAGGUACGUCGGGCGCCGCAGUCUGCGCAAGGUCAACAGCAUACAUACACCACGCAGUUGCGGAUUACUUGCCACAG
Molecule: messenger RNA, 801 nt
Organism: Schizophyllum commune H4-8
Lineage: Eukaryota; Fungi; Basidiomycota; Agaricomycetes; Agaricales; Schizophyllaceae
Product: 21 kDa subunit of NADH dehydrogenase
Exons: 4
Coding region: 19-555 (178 amino acids)
Source: RefSeq, a predicted model, not a curated record